AUGCACUCUUACUUCUUACACCAUUAUUAAACUACUUCUUAAAGUAGUUAUCUGAACACAAUCCAACAAUUGGUACAAUGAAUCCCAGACGCCAUUGAAGUCCUCCACCUCCACUCACAAAACCACUAUGCUCUGUUACUAUCCUUAUAUAUAUAUAUAUAUAUAUAUACAGACAUACGACAUAAUACUACUAAACUGUAAGCUGUAAGAACAUCGACCGUACAACAAUGGCGGAUGUUAAGAGUGGAGAAUCAGUGUGCGUCACAGGAGGCACUGGCUUUCUUGCAACCACCCUCAUAACCAAUCUUCUUCGCAACGGCUACUCUGUCAACACAACUAUCAGAUACAGAGAGAGCAAAACGGACCUCAUAAGGGAUCUGAGGAAUAUUCCGGGAGCUUCCGACAGGCUUCGCAUCUUCGAGGCGGAUCUCCGCAAGCCGGAGGAUUUCGCGCCGGCGGUGGCGGGAUGCGCCGGAGUUUUCCACGUGGCCCACCCGAUGGGCGGCGGGGAGGAUGAGAAGAAGACGGCGGUCGGCGGUGUGCUGGGGAUUCUGGAGGCGUGCGUCGCCGCCGGGACGGUGCGGCGGUUUGUGUACACCGGUAGCGCGACGGCGGUGGUUUUCGGCGGCGGGGAUUCGGACAAGGUGGACGAGGAGAGCUGGACCGAUUUCGAGCACGUGAGAAGCCUCGGGUUGGGCGGCGCCGGAGAAUCGUACGCCGUGAUAAAGACGGUGGCGGAGAGGGCGGCGCUGGAGUUCGGCGAGCGGCGGGGGAUGGACGUCGUGACGGUGGUCCCGACGUGGGUGCUUGGGCCGUUCGCCGGCCGGCGGUGUCCGUACUCCGUGCAGACAGCUCUUUCUCUGAUAUUAGGCAAUGAAGAGAGCUACAGAUUAAUCGGACGGACGAGCUUCGUCCACGUGGAGGAUGUGGCACGAGCGCACGUGCACUUGUUCGAACACCCUAAUGCGAGAGGCCGUUACAUUUGUUCCUCGGUCGAUAUUACACUCGACACUUUGGCUCAAUUUAUGUCCACGAGAUAUCCUCAAUAUAAAUUACCAAAUCCUAAUUCGUGGAAAAAUAUAAUACCUGUUGAGAAGAGUGUUCUAUCUUCCAAGAAGCUUCUAGAAACUGGAUUCGAGUAUCAACAUGGUCUCCAGGAAAUGUUUGAUGAGAUCAUUCAUCAAUGUCAGGAAAUAGGAUAUCUUUAAUUCAUAAAUGUUGU
Andrographis paniculata is the source of this 1222-nucleotide messenger RNA. RefSeq names its product vestitone reductase-like. Gene Ontology annotation, molecular function: oxidoreductase activity, acting on the CH-OH group of donors, NAD or NADP as acceptor. The record is from RefSeq and is a predicted model, not a curated record. The transcript is spliced from 4 exons. The coding region runs from base 228 to 1208 and encodes 326 amino acids. Lineage: Eukaryota; Viridiplantae; Streptophyta; Magnoliopsida; Lamiales; Acanthaceae.